Carassius carassius (crucian carp) is the source of this 1326-nucleotide messenger RNA. RefSeq names its product PDZ and LIM domain protein 2-like. The transcript has 8 exons. Gene Ontology annotation, biological process: muscle structure development; heart development; actin cytoskeleton organization. Bases 519 to 1211 code for a protein of 230 amino acids. Gene Ontology annotation, cellular component: stress fiber; filamentous actin; adherens junction. The record is from RefSeq and is a predicted model, not a curated record. Gene Ontology annotation, molecular function: actin binding; muscle alpha-actinin binding. Lineage: Eukaryota; Metazoa; Chordata; Actinopteri; Cypriniformes; Cyprinidae.
UCUGUUUACCAGAAGGUGUAAUCAGCUGAGAACAUCAUGUGCAGAUGUUUAAGGGUGGUGCUGACUCCACACAGAGUCUCCAUAUCUCUAAGCUACAGAAGAACUUUAAAAAUACACCAUAAACACGGCUGACCCCUUCAGUCUUACUGGCACAGGCCAGAGUAAACACAAACCAAUUUUGUGGUUCUGAAAGAGCAUUUGAAUUGAAAGCUUGUGGCAGACAGAUGACAUUUCGACUGCAUUUGACCGGUCCACCACCUUGGGGGUUUCGUAUCUGUGGAGGAAGGGACUUCAAGAUGACCCUGACUGUCUCAAAGGGGAGUUAAACUGUUAAAAUAUCUGGACUACAUUUUCUUAUGAACAAAAUAUAGAAUGUGUUAAGAUGUCUGUUGUGUAAAGGAGUUGUGAAGACUUAGCAUAGAGUGUUUUGUCAGGUUCGUGAAGAUAGCCGGGCAGGUGAUGCUGGGCUGCAGGUGGGGGACGUCAUACUGGAGAUUAAUGGUCAGAAUACUGGAGCCAUGUUGAAUAUGGAGGCUAAGAACAAAAUUAAGACAUCUGAACAUCAGCUGUGGCUUCUAAUUGAAAGACCUGCAAAAAAAUAUGUCAUACAGUGCUGCGGUGAUCCAAGACUUCCUCUUAAUUUGGAGCCCUCAGUCCGGCCAAAACAAACCCUUGAGUCAGGACAGGGCCAGUCCAAGAGAGCCCCACAGGAGAGAAACUACGGUCCAGAGCAGCUGAAGCAACACGAUAAGGAGUCCAGUGCAGGACAUAAGUCUGCAUCUGAUUGUAUCCAAACAGUGUCAUAUGAAUCGCAGACUACCAAGAAAAAGGUGAGUUUUAAUUAUCCAGUAUGGAGCUAUGGACCAGUUGAUCCUGAAGAGCUGGCGAGGAUCAAGAGAAGACAAGUUCAACCCCAGCAGCCCAGACAGUCCAACACUUUCAGGAUACUACAGGAGGGACUAGAACGAACAUCACUGCCAUCUGUAGCGGUCCAGAGGAGUCCAAGGUUUCGCACUUGUGAGAGAUGUGGUUACAUCAUUGUAACUCAGGUGGUGAAGAUCAGAGAGCGACGCUUCAGACACGUGGAGUGCUAUACCUGCAGGGACUGUGGCUUUAGUCUCGUGGAGCGAGGACAUUUCUGUGUGGAUGAGGAGCUGUACUGUGGGAAACACGCUCAGCAGAGAUGCCAGACAGCCUUCACUCACCACUGACUCCCUAAAAACACUUGAAUACAAUGUUUUCAGCUGUUAUAUUUACUUAUUUCAUUUCAGGUUAUGUUCAUUUUAUUUCUGGUAACAAAAUUGUUUGUUUAUAUGUUAAUAAUAC